Molecule: messenger RNA, 1691 nt
Organism: Eriocheir sinensis (Chinese mitten crab)
Lineage: Eukaryota; Metazoa; Arthropoda; Malacostraca; Decapoda; Varunidae
Exons: 5
Coding region: 46-729 (227 amino acids)
Molecular function (GO): protein binding
Source: RefSeq, a predicted model, not a curated record
UGUGUUGAGUUUAGCGCCAUCUAUCUGUAUCUAUAAUAACUGCCUAUGUGGUGGCGGGAAUUAUCGUACACCUCGUCCUCAGGCAAUGUGCAGGAGCUGAGGGAGUUGGUGCUGGGAGGGUACGAUCAGCUGUUUGAGGUCGUGGACUCGGCCGGGCGGAACCUGAUGGAGAUCGCCCACUUGUACGGCCAGGAGAUGAUCGUCCACUUCCUGAGCGAGGCCAUGAACUUCGUGGACAAGCGAGAGUGGUUGCACAAGGCCAUACGCGUGGGGUCGCUUCCUCACGUGCAGUACAUCGCGGACACCGAGGACGUGGCCGUGGCGAAGGACUCCAAGGGUCGCACAUCACUGCACUUGGCAACACUGUGCGAGGAGACGGAGAUCAUGAAGUUCCUCGCGGCCCAGUACCCGAGGCUGCUCAUGAUUGGCGAUAAUCUGGAGCGCACGCCCUUGCACUACGCCAUGGCGGUGGAAGGCGUGGAUCGUGUGGCCAAGGUGCUGGUGCAGGCGGGGGCGCGGCGGGCCAUGAGGGACCUGCGGGGGCGCACUCCCUCCUCUCUCUUCAUCCGCCCGAAGGAAGUGAGAGAUAUGCAGGAGGAGGACCCCCCGCCUCCUCGCCCCUCCUCCUACCCCCUCCCCCAUCUCCCUGACCUCCCCGCCAACCUUCCCCCUCCCACCCCACCACCUGGUCUGAAGGCUGGUCUCUCCACUGUUUCUCCUCCACCUUAAAAAUCUCUCCAUUUCUCCAUCUUUUAUCUCUAUCUUCCCUUUCCUCUUACCUCCCUCUUUCCUUCUUCAUUAUCUUCCCCAUCUUCCUUCCCUCUCUUCUCCUCCCUUUCCUAAUCUAUCUAUUUAUCCAUCAAUCUACCUUACUACUACUACUACCUACUACUACUACUACUACUACUACUAUUACUAUUACUAUUACUACUACUACUACUACUACUUUACCUACCUUCAUCUCCUACCUUACUCCUACCUAACCUUUCCUACCCUUCCUUACCCACCUCUUCACCUUAUCCCUACCCCCCUCCCCAUACCCACCCCCAACCCAUACCCUCAACAACAUCAACAACAACAAGAACAGGUUAACAGCAGCAGCAGGAACAGGAACAGCAUCAACAAUACAACAACAACAACAACAACAACAACGCGCGAGAAGCUCCCCAGUUACUACUUCAUGAACCGGGAGGAGGUGGUGACCAUGAUCAAGGAGGUGACGGUGGAGGAGCCCGUGGCGUGAGGGAGGGUGAGGGCAGAUGGCCGCUAACGCAUGCUUCGGUGAUACCCAUACUACCAUUCCUCCUUCUUCCUCGCCUCCACAGGGAUAUAUACUUCUCUAUAGCCUAUUAUACCAGUUACAGGAGGAUCAAGGUCACCUCCUUAAGUCUGUGUUAAUAGUAUGAGUAAAAAAUAAAUGGCGGCGGAGGUUGUUUCUGCCUCUCCCCGUCAGAUGGCGCGCCGGUCGUAAACAGCCAGAUUCUAGCUUAUAUUUUAGACCCCAAAAAGUAGGUUUCGCAUAUUUUUGUAACUCCUAGGUCAUUGGGUCAGCUGGUGAGCCCUUCUCGCGCGUGUGGGUCAGCCUGCACGCUGCCUUCCUGCCCCAGGGGACUAAUGUAUGUAUGUACCUGAUGCAGCUGACCGGCCCUGAGCGGGACAGCUGACAAGCAAAACGAGUGUUGGAAAGUCUA